AUGGUAGAGGGAAACCCAGACAGGACUUUAAGGAGUAGUGGAGGGAAGACGGUGACGCUAGCUACCUCGAGACAAGCAGGAUCUACCGUCGAUCCUUCAUGUUCAGCGCCUGGUGAUUUGAACGAGACCAGUUAUACGGGCAUUGAUCCUACAGUCACCACUGGCUCGCCAGCUGCAGCCACAGCAUUCAAGCCUUUGCGUUUCUUGCAGCUUGUGGCACUUACAGGCUUCUUAGCUGCUGCCGCAUCGGUUAUAGGAAAGUCAGCUUGUGACUUCAGCCCUGGCGAACCACUGCAGCAGUUGUCAAGCGUUUUUCGGGAGAAGCUGUUUCAACCCGUUCCCGUGGACGACGGCAUUGUGUGCGGCUUCCCAGAAACGGGAUUUACGCACCUUGAUCUGAAGCCUGAUAGCUUUGGAGCCCUGUUAAAAGAAACGGGGAAGGCGCUGCUGCUCGCCACCUCUGGCGCUCGUUGCGACCUCAGGAUCGCAAAGACCCCAGGAGGAGUGCCCGUAGGAGCAGCAGUUUUCUUCUUUUUCUCUGUCCUGCUUCUACGCGCCUUGGUUUUUGGUUGUAUGCUUGCUUGCAACGGCCUUAUGCUCAACUUUCACGUCAAGUGUUUAUUGGUUGCCCCAUCAGCUGGAAGCAGCAGCGUCGCAGUAUUCGCGGCAAACUUCCUCUGUUCCGUGGCGUUGUCUUGGCUUUUUUUGGGAGAGCAGCUGAGCUACCAAUUUGUUGCCGUCGCAUUUGAUGAUACCACGAAAAGCCACGACAGCGACAAGGAACUGUGCUCUUCAUCAUCACUACCAGAUCAGCAGGAGGACCUGGGGGAAAAAUCCCCCCAUACUACCCCAUCUGACGACAAAUGCUCCAAAUCUACUGAUAGUGUGCGAGAAGAAGGCCUAAGAGCCUUUCGAGCCGGGGAUUGGCGAGGCGCGACGGACGCCUGGAGCCGUGGCCUUCGCACCCUUGAAUAUAUAUUGGCCAAAGAAGACGAAUUCGAUGAUGACAAGAAAAGGGAGUUCGUUGCUAUGCAUCAGUCGUACUUGCUAAACCUGUCGCUCUCCUGCCUAAAGGAGGGCCGCUGGUCUGCAUGCAUCUUGUACAGUGACAAAGCACUGCAGAAUGACCCCAAUGCCUUAAAGGCUCUGUACAGGAAAGCCCAGGCCCAGCAGGAGUUGGGUGACUUUGAUGGAGCUUUGGCCACCGUAAAUCGGUAUCUUACAGUCUCUCCGGGGAGCCCUUUAGCACUGUCAUUGCGAUCUCAGCUGAAUCACUUGAAGGCGACCCAUGCCAUCAAGGAAAAGAAGCUUGUAAAGGGGAUGUUUCGCAAACUGGAACAUGAUCCGAGGUCUGAGGCAGUCGAAGCCACAGCUGCAGAAGCAGUGAGGAGCAAAACAAGCGUUCUGGGGUCACUCGGGAGGAAGCUUAGUUGCUGGCUUGAUGUUUUUGGCCUUCAGAAGCGUGAUGAGCAUCCCGAUAUUGAACAGAACCGAGAUGCGUUCGAGAAGUUUAAUGCUGCAAAUGCGAGGGCCCAGCUAAAUUUGUUCGAAGGAGCCGGCUGCGGGCCUUCGUUUGAUGAGCGUCACAAGGAUGCUGUGGCCAAGGCUUUGGCUGCCAUGGCAGGCGAACGAGAUUUGGAUCCAGAGAAAUCUUCGAACUCUGAGGACAUUAAGCGCCUUGCGCACCUCGUAGACAGAUACCAGAAACUGCACAGGGGAGACGCCUCGUUCAUAGAGAAGCUGCGGUUUCACGUUUAUCUUGCUCUGUUCGGGAUCAAGCAGAUUGCGUCGAAGGCUUGCAGGAGCUGCUGGCGAAGAAAGCGAAUAUGCCAGAAAAGUAAGGGGAGUUCGGAUUGGGAAGAAGUAGAGCCCGAAAUCGCCAGAACAUCCGGAAGUGCAACGCUCAAAGGCGAUGGAAACAGCGCGACUUCUAGCAGAUCCAUUCGGCGGAAGCAGCACUGCGCAACUUCAGAGGCUGCUCGCAGGACCCGCAAGCGUCGUAAUCACUCCAUCGAGCCGUAG
Messenger RNA from Eimeria tenella, 2022 nucleotides. RefSeq lists its product as uncharacterized. Bases 1 to 2022 code for a protein of 673 amino acids. Gene Ontology annotation, molecular function: protein binding. The record is from RefSeq and is a predicted model, not a curated record. The transcript is spliced from 4 exons. NCBI's taxonomy places the organism in Eukaryota, Apicomplexa, Conoidasida, Eucoccidiorida, Eimeriidae.